AUGUCACAAAUUAAAACUCAACUGAAUGAACUGACCGCAGGUAUGAAAACCUGCAACAGCAGACUGGAUAGCUUUGAUGACAGAAUCACCCAGUCUGAAAACAAAGUCAUCGCAUUAGAGACUCAAACCACUAAGCAGAUACUGGAACUAAAUGACACCAUCUCCCAACUUCGCGACCAGUUAAAUGCACAGGCCCAGGUAGCCAUGAGCAAUGAGAUAGAAAUCAUGGGUAUUGCUGAACCAAAAUCCGAAAACGUCAAGCACACUGUACUUCUGACAGCAGCAAAGAUUGGCGUGGACCUAAAAGAAGACGACUUUGACUGGGUUACUCGCACCGGUAUCGGUCAUAAAAGCGCAGCUGGGGACUUUAGUGCAAAAAUGCCACGCCCGAUUAUAGUACGACUCUUGAGGCGAAACAAAAGAGAUGAGCUUAUCAAAGCUGCUAAAACUAGAAAGCACUUAGAUAGCAAAGACAUUGUCCCUGAAGGCCCUACAGGAAGAGUCUUCAUCAACGAACACCUCACAAAACAGAACCGGCAGCUUUUUCGUGAAGCGAGAACUAAGGCCCAAGGUAAAGGCUUUAAGUUUUGCUGGAUUCGCAACGGCCAAAUUCUUCUUCGUAAAAAGGAGGGCAUGGCAGCUAUACGUAUCCAGAACAUGGCCAACAUCCACGACCACCUUGGACCGGACAUACCCGAGCCCAGCCCUGACGUCGGGCCUGCACCAAGCACUUCGCCAAGAUCUAGUACCGUACAGUAUUAA
Helicoverpa zea (corn earworm) is the source of this 762-nucleotide messenger RNA. RefSeq lists its product as uncharacterized. Bases 1 to 762 code for a protein of 253 amino acids. The record is from RefSeq and is a predicted model, not a curated record. NCBI's taxonomy places the organism in Eukaryota, Metazoa, Arthropoda, Insecta, Lepidoptera, Noctuidae. The transcript has a single exon.